CACUUGGUUUAACAUACUGAGAGAGAUAUAAGAAAGAAGUUGAGAACAAAAAAAUGGCUUCCAAGACUUUGAUACUGUUGGGUCUCUUUGCAAUUCUUCUCGUUGUCUCCGAAGUGUCUGCCGCAAGGGAGUCCGGCAUGGUGAAGCCGGAGAGUGAGGAAACAGUGCAACCUGAAGGUUAUGGCGGCCACGGCGGCCAUGGCGGUCAUGGAGGCCAUGGUGGCCACGGAGGUCAUGGACAUGGAGGAGGAGGCCAUGGACUUGACGGAUACCACGGAGGACAUGGUGGUCACGGAGGAGGAAGUUACGGAGGAGGUGGUUACGGAGGCGGAGGUUACGGAGGAGGUGGUCACGGAGGAGGAUACAACGGAGGAGGACACCACGGAGGAGGAGGCCACGGGCUUAAUGAACCUGUUCAGACGAAGCCCGGUGUUUAAAACUAUAUAAUGUAUUCACCACCAUGCAUGGUUGCACUUAUAUGUACACUUAUGUGUGUGUAUGACUUUAAAUAAACCAUGGUGAGUUUGUAAUGCAGUCCCAUCCCUUCAGUGAUGUUUGGAAUAAAGUUUCAUAAUAUCAGUAUAAUUUCUCUCUGCUUGA
This is a messenger RNA of Capsella rubella, 600 nucleotides long. Its product is annotated as glycine-rich cell wall structural protein-like. The coding region runs from base 54 to 437 and encodes 127 amino acids. Lineage: Eukaryota; Viridiplantae; Streptophyta; Magnoliopsida; Brassicales; Brassicaceae. The record is from RefSeq and is a predicted model, not a curated record. The transcript has 2 exons.